This is a messenger RNA of Fulvia fulva, 1098 nucleotides long. Its product is annotated as putative diacetyl reductase [(R)-acetoin forming] 2. Gene Ontology annotation, cellular component: cytoplasm. The transcript has 6 exons. Bases 1 to 1098 code for a protein of 365 amino acids. Lineage: Eukaryota; Fungi; Ascomycota; Dothideomycetes; Mycosphaerellales; Mycosphaerellaceae. Gene Ontology annotation, biological process: butanediol biosynthetic process. The record is from RefSeq and is a predicted model, not a curated record. Gene Ontology annotation, molecular function: zinc ion binding; (R,R)-butanediol dehydrogenase activity.
AUGUCAGACCAGAACAAGACGAUGAAGGCUGUACGAUUCCAUGGCAAGGAAGAUCUCCGCUUCGAGGAUAUCCCAGAGCCAGUGUGUGGUCCUGGUCAAGUGAAAGUGAAGCCUGCAUGGUGUGGGAUUUGUGGAAGCGACCUCCAUGAAUACAUGGGUGGGCCAUCUCUUUGUCCAGAAUCAACUCCGCAUCCGAUCACGGGUGAAACAAUUCCAUUGACUUUCGGGCACGAAUUUGCCGGAAUCAUCGAAGAGGUCGGUGAGGGUGUCUCGGAGAGAUUCAAGGUGGGCAGUAGGGUCGUUGUUGCACCCAUCAUCUUCGACGGAGACUGUGGCGCAUGCCAAGAUGGCCUCGUGAACUGUUGUUGGUCGAAUGGGUUUAUAGGUCUCAGUGGUUGGGGCGGUGGACUUUCAGAGCACCUGGUCGUUCCGGAGUACACUCUGUACAACUGCCCUGACAAUGUACCUUUGGACGUUGCUGCGCUCGUUGAGCCCUUGGCAGUUGGCUGGCAUGCCGUGAAUUCAUCGCCCUUCAAGAGAACAGACACGGCUUUGAUCCUUGGUGGAGGACCCAUUGGUCUGUCUGUGAUCCAGGCCCUUCGAGCUCGUGGCUGCCCUCAAAUCAUCGUUUCUGAGGUUUCGAAGAUGCGGAAGGAUUUCGCCAAGGAGUUUGGAGCGCAUGUCGUGCUAGAUCCCACGCAAGAUGACAUCGUUGCAAGAUGUCUCGAGCUGACCAACAAGAAAGGGGUGGACGUGACCUUUGACGCUGCUGGCGUGCAGGUCGGUUUAGAUGCAGCAGUAAACGCUCUGAAGGCUCGCGGCACACACGUCAAUAUUGCAAUCUGGGAGAAAAGAUGUACCCUCUGGCCAAAUGACCUCGUCUUUAAAGAAAGAAAGUAUCUCGGUGUUGCGACCUACGUGAAGGCCGAUCUCCAGGAAGUGAUCGAUGCUCUUUCAGAUGGUCAGCUGGACAUGGCGCACAAGAUGAUCACCAAGCGGAUUGAGAUGGAUCAAGUGCGGGAGGAAGGGUUUCUAACACUGAUCAAUGACAAGGAAAAUCAGGUUAAGAUCAUGGUGAGAGGCAGUGGUGAGAAGUAG